GGUAAAAGCUGCUUAAAGCUCUGCUAACGUCAUCCAUCCUCUCCCCAUCACGGUUAGUGCUUUCCCUUCUAAAUGGCUGCAGCCUCAGCGACUUCCAUAACUUCCAAUCUAUCCCUGUUCCGCUCCCUCCUCUCGGAGUGGUCGGCAAAGCAGCCCAAGGUGAAGGGCCUUGCCACUACUCCUGAGGAGAUCAGUGCUAGUUUCGAUCGGCGCUUGCAAGACAAGGCUAGCGGGAUUCAUGAUACGGGGAAAGAUGUUGUGGUCGCUUUCAGAACGAGGCCUCCGUUAGAAAACGAGGCAGCCGAGAAGUUCAAGGGAAACCAGGAAGAGGGGGACUUGAACGUUCCUGCGGAAGUCACAUUUUGUGAAGGAAUAACUCUUGCAAGUGCUGAGCCGGGAGUUUUCAUUGCUCACGUCCCCAGCGUCAAGUGGAAUGGACCUACGCUGCAACAUAAAGCGUUUGAUGCGGACCUGGCAUUCGGACCUCAUAUAGACAACGAAGAGGUAUACAAGCGGACAGUGGUCGCCAAUGACCUUAUACCACUGGCGCUUUCUGGAGGUAUAUCAUGCAUCCUCGCCUAUGGCCAGACAGGAUCUGGUAAGACGUUCACGAUGGAAGGACUCGAGCACCGUAUCGCUCGCGACUUGUUCCGUGUGGCGGAGGUCAUGGGCAAGCGAUUUGCGGAAGCCGAAGGCGCAGAAGACCAAGACAUCUUCGAGUUCGGCGUGACCUUCCUAGAGCUGCUCGGUAAACACGCAUCGGAUCUGGUCGAACAGCCUGAGGGAGUGGACGCGAAGGGUGAGCCUAUUCGGAAAGAAGUGCCCAUUCAGGAAGACAAGGCUGGCGACGUCCGUCCACGCCUCAUAUCUACCACAGUCAAGUCCUCCGCAGAACUGGAAGAUUUGAUCAACCGCUCGUUGGCCCAUCGACGCACGAGCGCCACAGCUAGGAACGCAACAAGCAGUCGCAGUCACGCAGUCUUGACCAUCCGAGUCAAGAACAAACUGCUCCCAUAUGCCGAGGAGGGCCAGCUGAUACUCGUCGACCUGGCCGGGAGCGAGCGGUACGAGGAUUCGAAAGCACACGACAAGCAGCGGAUGGACGAGUCCCGAGAGAACAACAAGAGUCUGAUGAACCUCAAGGAAUGCGUGCGUGCCAAGGCGAAGAUGGCCGCUGAGGAAGGCUUCGUCCACAUACCCUGGCGGAUGAACAAGCUGACCAUGCUCCUAAAGCCUAUCUUCGACAUCGAAUCCCGUCAGCAGUCCAAGGCAAUCAUCAUCGCCCACGUAUCUCCACAUAUCCAGGACUCCGUGCACAGCGUGAAUACGCUCUCUUACGCGUCUCCUUUCAAGACCGCUCCGCCCAAACCACGGGGCCCUGCGCCAUACGAUCCCCAGGACCCCCGCACGUGGAACCAUGAACAGACAGUCUCCUGGCUUAAAGAGGAGUUCAUCAAACGCGCUAAGCAACGGAAGCAGAGCGAGUGGAACAUGCAAGCCAAGAAAGCCGCGAAGGAGGGGAAGAAACUGAAACCCCUUGACCCGAACUUACCUGUGAACACCAUCAUCGACGUAGAUAAGCUCUGUCCGGGGGAGAUGACCGCGAUGAAUUAUGCGAAGAUGUACGUGGCAGAGUUCGUUGAGCGGUGCUUGCAAGCGGCACGCAAGGAGGGGGACCCGCCGCUCAGCCAGUCCUACGCCACAGUCGUGAAGGGAAUCUCUGCGGAAGUGGCCGGCCAGCUCUACUAUUUAGUCCUGACUGCCAAGACGCGGAAACGCACCGCGAUCAUGAAGAGCAGGAAGACACUCGAAGUCAAGGAUACGUACGACGAAGAAAUUCAGAUGGCACAGCUAGCGUACCGGGAGAAGUGGAACCAUGCGAUGUGGGAUGCAACGAAGAAAGCCCAGGAGCAAGGCGGCGAUGUCGCGGAAGCUGUCGCCAAGAUGGCGGACGUCCUGAUGGAGGAGUGGAAGGCCAACGGAGGUCGUGUCGUCGAGAAGUUCUCGGACGAAGAGAUACAAGAGGCGAAGGCGGAAAUCGGCGCAAAGAAGUGGGACGAGACCAUCGAGACGGAGCUACAGCGUGCCGAGAAUUAUCACGUUCAAGAUACUGAGUGGGCGAGAAAUACCGCCAUUAAACGCAUGGUUGACGCUUUCCGGGAGAGGAAGAAGACAAUCCAACAGGGCAGCAGUACGAGAGACUCGCCUGCGUAG
Molecule: messenger RNA, 2214 nt
Organism: Gloeophyllum trabeum ATCC 11539
Lineage: Eukaryota; Fungi; Basidiomycota; Agaricomycetes; Gloeophyllales; Gloeophyllaceae
Product: P-loop containing nucleoside triphosphate hydrolase protein
Exons: 7
Coding region: 73-2214 (713 amino acids)
Biological process (GO): microtubule-based movement
Cellular component (GO): spindle; kinesin complex; centrosome
Molecular function (GO): ATP binding; ATP hydrolysis activity; microtubule motor activity
Source: RefSeq, a predicted model, not a curated record